Molecule: messenger RNA, 462 nt
Organism: Mesorhabditis belari
Lineage: Eukaryota; Metazoa; Nematoda; Chromadorea; Rhabditida; Rhabditidae
Source: the annotation of a GenBank genome assembly
AUGAUAAAGAAUGCCAAUGGAAACACGAAAAUACUGUGGAAAAAUCUCGUCGGGAGUAUUGGAUGUCUCGGCCUGCUCGGUGUUUUUUAUACAGCCAUUUGUCUAUUCGGAUUAAAGCUCUUCCUUUUCAUUCGCUCAUCACUCGUCAGCGAGCGAACGAAACGAAUGAAUUAUCAAUUGAUGGAAUUGUUUCUCAUUCAGGCGCUUGUGCCUCUCUUCUUUGAAUAUGUUCCUUGUUUCACCAAUGUUGCAGCUGGGCCGCUAGACUUUCCAUAUUACGAAGAUAUUGGCUAUUAUCAACCGAUUUUUGUCUCAUUGUAUCCAUUUAUCGAUUCAACGAUGGUUUUCGUUGGGUUCAGGGAUUACCGUAAUCGUAUCCUUUCCUCAAAGCCCAUUCAAUCUCUUCGAAAUCUCAAACGUUCACGAAUUUUCACUUCAAAAUCCGGCUCACAAUUCCAAAAU